AUGGCAGACCACCAAACAACCAAAAUUGAUAAAUCAAAUCAUCUUCUUUUGGACCAAACCCUCCUUAGGCUGCCAUACGAUCUUAUGCGCAAAAACUUUCGAAAUGCCCACUUUGUCGUCGAACACGAGUCCAAAGCCGUCACCAAGCUGCUCAAGGACACGGCCACCGGCUCGCUAAAGGGCAAGCACUCAUCCGACGAUGUGCUAAAGAACAUAGACGCCAUGCUGGCCAAGGCCAAGGGCAUCAAGCGCAAGUUGCAGGCAUGCUCUGAUGAGGAGGCCCGACUGUACCGGCAGCUCGGCGCCCGGAUCAAGCACGUCGGCGAGGUGAUGUCGAUGGAGACGGUGGACGACGUGAGGUACGAGCAGUGGUCCAGGACGCGCCUCGACCGGCUGAUCGUAGACUACAUGCUCCGCCACGGCUACAACGAGAGCGCCUGUGCCCUAGCCGACGAUCGAGGCAUACGUGAUCUGGUCGACAUCGAUACAUUUGUUCACAUGAGCAGAAUACAGGAAAGCCUGGCCAACAGGAGCGUGACGGAGGCACUGGCCUGGUGUCAUGAGAACAAGAAGGAGCUCAGGAAGAUCGAUAGCAAUCUUGAGUUCAUGCUGCGGUUUCAACAAUAUAUCGAGCUCGUACGCUCCCAGACGUUGCCGAAAGUUCUCGAGGCCAUCACGCACGCGAGAAAAUACCUCAUCCCCUUCAAGGGGACUUACCCACAUGAGGUCAACCAGGCUGCCGGCCUACUGGCCUACCCGCCCGACCAGACAAGCGACUCGUACAGCGAUCUGUGGGGCCAGGAGCGCUGGGAAAUGCUGAGCACUCUAUUCAUCGAGACGCACCACCGCCUACUCUCCCUUCCAUCAUUCCCACUACUGCACAUCGCCCUGUCGUCCGGGCUCUCGGCGCUCAAGACACCCGCCUGCCACACGGCCGGCGCCCGUGACUUGGCCGACACUCCCAACUCGGCCCCGGGAAACUCGUUGGACUCGUCCAUGUGCCCAAUUUGCUCGGCGGAGCUCAACGAGCUGGCCGAGAACGUGCCUUAUGCGCAUCACAGCAAGAGCCACGUCGAACACGACCUCGUGCUCCUGCCAAACGACAGGGUGUACGGAAAGACGCGGCUCGAGGAGUACGCCAGGAAGUCGGGUCUGCCCCAGAAUUGCGUCAAGGACCUCCGCACCGGAGAGAUCUUCCCGGCCUCCAGCACAAAAAAGGUCUUUAUCACGUGA
Messenger RNA from Pyricularia pennisetigena, 1233 nucleotides. RefSeq lists its product as uncharacterized. Gene Ontology annotation, cellular component: cytoplasm; GID complex; nucleus. The coding region runs from base 1 to 1233 and encodes 410 amino acids. Gene Ontology annotation, molecular function: ubiquitin protein ligase activity; protein binding. Lineage: Eukaryota; Fungi; Ascomycota; Sordariomycetes; Magnaporthales; Pyriculariaceae. Gene Ontology annotation, biological process: proteasome-mediated ubiquitin-dependent protein catabolic process. The transcript is spliced from 3 exons. The record is from RefSeq and is a predicted model, not a curated record.